Molecule: messenger RNA, 1629 nt
Organism: Mycena indigotica
Lineage: Eukaryota; Fungi; Basidiomycota; Agaricomycetes; Agaricales; Mycenaceae
Exons: 13
Coding region: 1-1629 (542 amino acids)
Cellular component (GO): Golgi apparatus
Source: RefSeq, a predicted model, not a curated record
AUGUUUUCAAAACUAGCCAUGACGCUCAGGUCCACGUAUGCUCAGAUUACCCUCAGUGCGAUACCCAAAUCUUCGUCUCGAUGGUGUUUUGAAGAAUUUGUAGACCGGAUUACUGUGGCCUUCUUUCUCUUUUCUUUUGUCCUCUGUUGCGCGCAGGGACUCAUCCAAGCAUUUCUUUAUGGACUCGACAGCCAAUUUGCCUCCAUCGCUACCGAUAUCGUGCGGGCGGCGGAAAUUCCUGCGAAAAACAUUACUUUCUUGGAGGGCUCGAGCAAGCAUUACACGCUCAACAUGUGCGACGACAUUCCUCAUGGGCAAGCGAGGUAUCCAUGCAUGGUCAUCUUUCGAUCGGGCGUGGUCUACCCAACCCCGGAGAUCGCCCAGUUGUCUCUCCAACAGUCGGAUUCGGUAGUUCGGGACUUCACGAAUGGGUUCGGUAUCACAACCUACCGUGACUCCAAUGGCGUCGCCAACGGAGUCUCAUUCCGAUCUUCUAGCGCCAACCCUGUAGUGCUCAGCAAGCAAUGCACCCAGACUUUAGUGUAUCCGCAACAACUUUUCCAGGACUCUGUUCGCGAAGAUUUAACAUUUAUCUUCCUCCAAUUUUGGCUCUUCGGGGUUUCACUUUUUGCAUUGGCCAAGAACUCUGUUCCCCACCUCUUGACGGCGCUCGCGGCUCGGGCGAUCCUAGUGACAUGGAGCACCUACGUGGCCGUUUUCCGAACCCAUAACCGGCAGGCUAUAUUCCAGCAAACGCUUUCGAAUCCCGGGACUCCUUGUGGGGUAGAACUGUUCCCCCAGUUUUUCAACAUGAGGACGGUUUACGAUCUUGCUGACCUUGUUCUGAGCUGGUCAGGGCUGCUGCUGUCGUGUUUGCUAUCCUGGUACCUUCUCAGGUUGUACAACGCAGCUUCUUUCAAACGCGUUGGCGCUCCCUCGCACAUCAACCGCAUCUACAAGUUUUUCAUGGCCGUUCAGGCAUGCUUGCAGAUGGAGGUUUUCGUCCUCGUUGCUGCAACCAGGCGGGUUUCGAUAUUCUUCCCCAGACGUUUGCUGACAAAUAUCCCAGCCUCGCACACGACGGUCUACAACGCAUUGGUCAUUGCGUCAAUUGUACUCGUUCUGCCCUGGAUCGCGCUGGGCUGGUAUGGCGUUCGACGGGAGCACAAGGGCAUGAUGAUUUCUUUCCUGGGGAUCGCAUUUUUCUUCGUGGCGGGAUGGGCUCUUAUGUUCUAUUCCAUCGUCUACCGCUGGUCUUUCGUUCAGUGGCCGUAUCUUGGAUGCUUCACUGUGGCGUCUUUCAUUCUGAUCAUAGCUAGUGUGAUUCUGGGCACAAUCUGUUGGAGGCAUUUCGGAGAAGGCCUGACGGAAUACCUCAACGCGGAGGCGGCACUGGCAGACUCAGACUUCGCACCGGAAAUUUUCAAGAACAACAGCGACGAUGUCGAGAAGGCCGCUCCUUCAGACCCUUUCUACAGUUACGACGACCCUGCCUUCCCACUGCCAACCUUCCAUGGGCCACCAGCAUCACCAUUACACUCGCGGAACGCAUCGAUGAAUAAUGAAAAGCCAGCAUCAAUGAGGGGGCCACCUCCUGCAUAUGACCGAGCAAGCAUCCAACCUUUCUAG